This is a messenger RNA of Camellia sinensis, 2388 nucleotides long. The record is from RefSeq and is a predicted model, not a curated record. Lineage: Eukaryota; Viridiplantae; Streptophyta; Magnoliopsida; Ericales; Theaceae.
UACCUUUUUGCUUCGUAUUUUGCUUUUUCUCUUUAUUUCUUUCUUUCCUGUUUUUUCUUUUCUUUUCUUUUCUUUUCUUUUCACACUCACACACUCGCUUUCAUGCCUCUUCUUAAGUUUCUUCAAGUGGGUUUUGGGUUUUAACUCAUUUCCCACCUCAUGGCCUCUCUCUUUCAUUGCUUUUUCUAGUCAAGUUUUACUAAACCUUUUGGUUCUCUAUUGUUUUUAAGUCCAUAUAUAUAUAUAUAUAUAUAUGGUAGAUAUGUUUUGACUAGGAUUUACUCAGGUGGGUAUGUUUGGGUGGUGAGAAUUGUUUUUGGGGAGUGAGAUUUCUGGGUUUUAGUGAUAAGUUUAUUUUUUUUAUUUAAUACUUAAUUUAUUUGGGAGAUUUGGGAUUUGGGUUUUGUGUGGAGAUUUGGGUAUUGUAACUAGUACUAUUUUAUUUGAGAUUCAGGAGUGAGAAAGUAAGGAGAAGCAGGGGAGGACAGAGAAGAGUGAUGGCAGGAGGUGGAGGAGGAGGAGGGGCUGCGCCGCCGCCAAAGCAGGAUGAGUUGCAGCCACAUCCGGUAAAAGAUCAGCUUCCCAACAUUUCUUACUGCAUUACCAGUCCUCCUCCUUGGCCUGAGGCUGUACUACUUGGGUUCCAGCACUACCUUGUGAUGCUAGGCACAACAGUUCUGAUUCCCUCCACUCUUGUUUCCCAGAUGGGAGGAGGAAAUCAUGAAAAAGCAAAGAUGAUUCAGACACUGCUGUUUGUGGCUGGUUUGAACACAUUGACUCAGACAUUGUUUGGAACCCGAUUACCUGCUGUGAUUGGAGGGUCUUACACCUUUGUGCCCACAACACUUUCAAUUGUCAUGGCUGGUCGAUACAAUGACAUUUUAAAUCCCGUGGAGAAAUUUGAGAAGAUAAUGCGAGGUAUCCAGGGGGCCCUUAUUGUUGCCUCCACUCUCCAGAUUGUCAUCGGCUUUAGUGGCCUUUGGCGCAACAUUGCAAGGUUCUUGAGUCCACUAUCUGCUGUUCCUUUGGUUGCUCUGACUGGCUUUGGGCUCUAUGAGUUUGGAUUUCCUCUGGUCUCUAAAUGUGUGGAAAUUGGACUGCCCCAGCUUAUCUUUCUAGUGAUUUUUUCACAGUAUGUACCUCAUUUAUUGGGCGCAAAGAGUCAUAUCUUUGUUCGCUUUUCCGUUAUAUUCUCUGUUGUCAUUGUGUGGAUCUAUGCAUACCUACUUACUGUGGGCGGUGCAUAUAAGAACAGACCAUCAAAGACUCAGAUAAGCUGCCGAACAGAUCGUUCUGGACUUAUAGGUGCUGCUCCAUGGAUAAGAGUCCCGUAUCCAUUUCAAUGGGGAGCUCCAACGUUUGAUGCUGGUGAAGCGUUUGCUAUGAUGGCUACUUCGUUUGUUGCUCUUGUAGAGUCUACUGGUGCCUUCAUCGCCGUGGCAAGGUAUUCUAGUGCAACUCCUUUGCCACCAUCCAUUCUUAGCCGUGGGGUCGGUUGGCAGGGAGUGGGCAUAUUGUUCUCUGGACUAUUUGGAACCGGGAAUGGAUCAUCAGUCUCCGUUGAAAAUGCUGGUUUACUUGCAUUGACACGUGUUGGCAGCCGAAGAGUCGUGCAGAUAUCUGCUGGAUUCAUGAUAUUCUUUUCCAUACUCGGGAAAUUUGGAGCCAUUUUCGCUUCAAUUCCAGCGCCAAUUGUUGCAGCUUUGUACUGUAUUUUCUUUGCUUACAUAGGCGCUGGAGGUCUCAGUUUCCUUCAGUUCUGCAAUUUAAACAGCUUCAGAACAAAGUUCAUAGUGGGAUUCUCAUUUUACUUGGGCUUGUCAAUACCGCAGUAUUUCAACGAGUACACCGCAAGCCACAGUUACGGACCUGUCCACACUAGGGCAAGAUGGUUCAAUGAUAUGAUUAACGUGCCUUUUUCAUCGGAGCCGUUUGUUGCUGGCUUGUUGGCACUAUUCCUAGACAUCACGUUGCAUCGGACAGAGAACACAAGGAAGGACAGGGGCAUGCACUGGUGGGACAGGUUCCGGUCGUUCAAAACUGACACAAGGAGUGAAGAAUUCUAUUCACUGCCCUUCAAUCUCAACAAGUUCUUCCCAUCAGUGUAGUUUUUUCUGGGCUGGAGAGAUCAAAUUUUAUAGGUAAUAUUAUGAUAUCAGUGUAAUUUUCCCCAAAAAUAGCUCAUUGUGGGUGUUGCAACUUUCUAUUUACUUUACCUUUUUUGCCCUUUGAGACACCAACUAAGCAGUAUACAUGAAUAUGUUGGUUUUCACAGCACAACACUCCUUUGAGUUGUUUUCUUCUUUUUGCCCCUCUAUUGUUGAACUGUUAAAAUUUAGCAUGUCAUAUCUUUUAGCAUAGUAAUUAAAUCUUACAAAAAAAGAAAGG